This is a messenger RNA of Agrilus planipennis (emerald ash borer), 1728 nucleotides long. RefSeq lists its product as uncharacterized. Bases 423 to 1592 code for a protein of 389 amino acids. The transcript has 8 exons. NCBI's taxonomy places the organism in Eukaryota, Metazoa, Arthropoda, Insecta, Coleoptera, Buprestidae. The record is from RefSeq and is a predicted model, not a curated record.
CAACCCCGCUUGGUUCCAAUUGUAACGUGGGCAAUAUAAGAGAGAAAUCCCCCGAAUGUAUUUAGGGUAAAUGCCAGUGACGCAACGCAACCUUGGGAGGGUGGUAGGGGGUUAAAACAAGUGCUAGACAAAACAGCCGUCACGACGCCGGGUACGAAAGCUCGCAUUUCAGCGUCGGUCUUCGACGGAGAAAGUUGGAAUGGUCAGUACUUAAAGCGAAAUGGUGUUUUAUGCGUUAAUGUGUACCAAAAGUGUAAAAAACUUUUAAUGGGUGUACUAAAAGUUAAGAACAUUUUCAAAAAAUGUCAUGCAUGUAUGGAAGGGUUGUGAAAAAGCCAAAUGACAACUUUUUGUGUCAAGUGCGACUGUAAACAUGCGAUGCACUGUUAAAGCAACACAUUGGUGGCAAAAUUAGGCUGGAAAUGCCCGUGGAAUUAAUAUUAAUUUUAUUAUGUUUAUUUUAUGAGAACUGCACUGGAUAUUUAGAAAGAGUAACUAUCAGCGGAUGUGAAUCUUGCACUUUACGACUAACUUGCAGAGGUUUCGAUGCCAUUAUAGCAGUAGUGGAUGCUCAAUUUAUUCCCUUUGAAUCUACCGACUCAUCUGUGGCAUUUAAUUUGCAGCAGUCGACUGCAGUUCCUGUACAACCACGAAAGGCCUUAAACCAAAGAUGUUCAGGAGUAAACCACUGCAGUUUUAUAUUAACAAAAGACUGCCCAGGUGCCAGCACACUAGGAUUAGGAAAUAUCACUGUCGACUACUUUUGUGUGGCAGAACCUAAACUAACAAAACAUUGUAACCAAAAUUUAACACUGUCUUGGUCAAGAAAUCAAGCAAUUUUAGAAGGCUUGGUACAUAAUCCAGGAUAUCCCCGAUUUUAUUUAGGCAUAGAAACAUGCCACUGGACAAUCAAAGCCUUGCCAUGGCAAAAAAUAAAAAUUACUAUUCUGGACAUCUCACUGCUUGGGUACGGGCCGGAAAACUGUUCUGAUAUUUUUCAAAUAAAAGAAUCAAAACACGUUUUAUUAUCAUCGUGUUUACAAGAAGAAUCGUUCGUAGAGGUGCUUUCAGCAGGAAAUGAAAUUGAAAUUCUUUUGAAACCAUCUUCUAACGAAGAAUUACUUCCCAGGAGGGGUGUACUUUUUCACUACACUGCAGUCGGUUGUGCUACACCCUUCACACCAAAAAAUUCACAUUUUCUUGGAAGGAACGACUCAACAGCUGAAUUUAGUUGCGAUAUCGACUUUGCAUUUCCCGAUACCCAUUUGAGAACCAAAUUUAUAAAAUGCAUUGAAAACAAAUGGGACAGUAACAUUCCACUGCCUGACUGCGACAAUGCAACUGUAGUUGAAGCUGAAACUGUCAAUUUAAUUUCAAGUGAUCUAUAUACAACUAAGAGAACAAUGACUGAAAGAGCUACUAUUUCAGAAAUUGUGAUACCCACAAUGAUAAUUAUUUUGUUACUUGUUUUAAACAGUGUAGUCCUAUUUAUGAUCUACAGAUACAAAAAGAGGAAGGAGUCAGAAUAUUCUGAAGAAGAAUUGGGAACUUUACCUAUCAAUUGUGAUAAGUCUUCAACCUCCAGAGCCUAGCAUAUCAAGUUGAUAAUUUUUUUAUAACUACUUUUACUAUUUAAAUUCACAUAACAAUACAUCUCAGGCAGUGAUAAUAAAUCCAUUGAAUGUAUGCUUUAUAAAUAAACAAAAGAAAAACAUUUUUUAAAAAUAA